ACGCUUAUUCUCCGAGCGACACAUGGACCCAUAGCCUAUGAAAUCCAACGAUGUAAUGCUACGUAAUGGAGAGAUUACUGGCUUGGAGGUGCUCAACUGGCACAAGACUAGUAGCCUAACACUUCAGUUUAGCAACACCGGGAGAAACACCCUGAAGACGGAAUGUGCCUCUCUCUUGGACACUGAUGUUUGGAAUACUAUUUAAUUGCGUUGUGGACCUGGAUCGUUGCUUGGGUAAUUGUAGACUACUGAGUUGACAAUAUGUUUUAUGUUGUUUCAGUAUAUUGGUCUCUGGUACUGACAGUCAGGACACCACAAAGCCACCGAUUUAAACUUCAACCAAGUUAAUCGUAUAUGCUCUGAUAUGAGUCACUGAGAUUUUUUUACCUUCUGAGGUAUCGUCCUCAGUAGGUCCCUUCUUGCAAGUUGCCAAUGCGGAUACACACUUCGGGUGACAGAGCUUCGUGGUUGUCUUUGGACAUGUGAACCACGGUCUUUCCUUGAAGAAAAGAAUGGACUUAAGAAAUAGUGCAAACACAAGACAUACACAAGGACCUUUCAAGACAUCGAUAAGAACACACUGCUGGAUUACAUUGUCUCGAUAAAAUCUUGGAUUCAUGUUUUCUGUCAUCGAUCCUUGCGAGAAAGCGAAGAGCGAUGUCCACCAACGUUACAAAUUCCAACUGCUGCACGCAGCAUGCUGUCAUACACUACAACUUUCCUGUUCUUGUAUUUGGGAUUCUGUUAAUAAUCGUCAUUAUUUGUGGAAAUGCUCUUGUGUGCCUUAGUGUUUACAGGGAAAAGGCUUUAAAAACUACAACAAACUACUUUAUUGUCAGUUUGGCUGUUUCAGACCUGAUGCUGGCUGUGCUGGUUUUGCCAUUGUAUGUUUAUGCAGAGUUUCAGGGUGGUAUUUGGUCCUCGAACAUGAUUGUUUGUGAUGGACUGAUGACAAUGGAUGUAAUGCUGUGCACAGCUUCAAUACUCAACCUGUGUGCCAUUAGCGUGGACAGGUUCAUUGCCGUUGCGGUUCCUCUGCACUACAACCGCAAGCACGUUGACAACAGGCAGAUCAUCCUUCUCUCUGCGACCUGGUUACUGGCCUUCGCUGUGGCCUCCCCCAUUCUUUUUGGAAUAAACAAUGUCCCAGAGCGGGACACCUCUGAGUGCAAGCUGGAGGACGACAACUACGUGCUGUACUCCUCCAUCUGCUCAUUCUUCAUCCCCUGUCCCAUCAUGCUGCUGCUCUACUGCCGCAUGUUCUACGGCCUGCGCCAGUGGGAGGAGGCCCGUAAGGCCAAACUGCUGAAGAGCAUUCAGACCUGCCGGAACCUGCAGCAGGCCUCAGCACUUCCACCCCCCGUCUCAGCCUUGCGGCAGCAGCAGGAGCCGCAGCAUCCACAGCAUCCACGCCUUCCCCGGAUCAUUGCGAAGGACCUAGCCCAGGCCAGGCUGGAGGAGAUGGACGAUUUGGCUGCGCCAGAAUUCCCGCUCCCUGCCGAGUACAAAGAAAGGGUCAUUAAGACGGUGUCUUACCCGAACGUAACGUACAGCCCAUCGCCCCGCAAGAAGAAGAAAGGGGCCAAAAUGAACGGGCGGGAGCGAAAAGCAAUGAAGGUCCUCCCGGUGAUUGUAGGUGCGUUUCUGUUCUGCUGGACCCCCUUUUUUGUGGUGCACACCACCAGGGCUAUGUGCGAGUCCUGCGAUAUCUCCCCCUAUCUGAUGAGCACCGUAACCUGGCUGGGGUACAUCAACAGCGCUCUCAACCCCAUCAUUUACACCGUCUUCAAUACAGAGUUCAGAAAGUUCUUCCGCAAAUUUGUCUUCACAUGGAUAUUGCGAAGGACCUAGUCCAGGCCAGGCUGGAGGAGAUGGACGACUUGGCCACGCCAGAAUUCCCGCUCCCUGCCGAGUGCAAAUUUGUGCACACGUGGACGCCAAAAAUGCAGUUGGAUCCUUGAAAUGAAGAAACUGCAUUAUGUACUGUAGGCCAGAUAUUCAAGUGCUGUAUGAUGAUAAUUGUUCUUUUCAUUUGUUUUUGUACAGGUCGAUUACAUUUGCUAUUAUUUUUUUACGUUUGCAACAGCAGAAUGAAUGUUUGUUUGUUAAUGGUGCCUACUGUUCUCUCUCAUCCACGUUUUAUGUGGAAAGCUACCCAUCACAUGAUAUUACAAGAAAACAAAAAAAUGUAUCAGAAAAGUGUUGCCAACACAAGGAAACCAUACCUACGUAACUAUCCAUUGUGAUUAGUAGCGCCGUAGACAUUUCUGAUUUGAAUAGUCUUGAUUGAUCAGUCAAACACCCCCGCUGUCCCCAAACUUAAUUUUUUUGCGAGACAUCUCCAUGCACAUUUUAAAUAUUUGAAGCAUUCACUGUUGAGAUAAAACACUACAGACCAUAGCGUGUUGUUAUUCAUUUAUAUGGGAAUGUCAUUUUCCCCCUUCAAUAUUUAGCUGCUCAUAUAAAAAACAUCAAAUACUCUAUUAGGAAUUGCUGUCAUCAGCAUGGUCUGUAUGCUUCAGUUUGUCACAUAAUUAACUGUAGGAGAAAACAGCAAUGCAUAUCUCUCUCAGCAAGUCAUUGACAUUGAUAACCUUAACAGUUUCACUUAUUUGAUAAAGGUCUUCUCUGAGAAAUUCCAUUUAAAUAAAAGUAAAAUUGUGUUAUUUUGCAUUGUUGUUUCAUGAACCCCACAUUGUAAAAAACAUCUUAUUUAGGAAGACACUAAGACAAAUGUGAACUCAACAAAUGAUUUAUUUAUUCAGUGCCAUGGAAUGGUUUAAUAAAUGUGACCAUAAAUCCAA
Messenger RNA from Clupea harengus (Atlantic herring), 2804 nucleotides. It is a transcript of the gene drd4b, whose product is annotated as dopamine receptor D4b. Gene Ontology annotation, cellular component: plasma membrane. The record is from RefSeq and is a predicted model, not a curated record. Gene Ontology annotation, molecular function: G protein-coupled receptor activity; dopamine neurotransmitter receptor activity, coupled via Gi/Go. Lineage: Eukaryota; Metazoa; Chordata; Actinopteri; Clupeiformes; Clupeidae. Gene Ontology annotation, biological process: negative regulation of voltage-gated calcium channel activity; phospholipase C-activating dopamine receptor signaling pathway; regulation of dopamine secretion.